AAUCUUUUAAACCGUCGUUAUCAACAAGUAAGCAGGUUUUCAAAACAGUAUAAGUUAUGAAUUUGAUAUUGAAGACGGAAUAGAGCAAUUGAUUGAAAGCGAUAUAUCUUAACCAGAAAACAAAGGUAUCAAGGAAAUUUGCUUGGAGAAAUACAAAUCAGAAAAUGGACAAUAUGGAUAUAAAAGAUAAACAAGAUACAUCAGUGGAAGAGUCCACCGAAAUCCACCCGACUGAGAUCAGGCCACCAACACUGUUCCUUCCACAUGAUGUAUUUCUCGUAGUGGAAGGUAGUCAGCUACACAUUUGCAAGCAGGUGUUAGCGGAGAAAUCUCCAGUGUUUGAGCAAAUGUUCCAAUCAGAGUUUAAGGAAAAAGAUCUCACGGAAAUUCCCCUGCCAGGCAAGAAGUUAAAGGACAUGGUUGAAUUUUUAAGGAGUUUUUAUGACCCCGAAACUAUUCGUCCGAUUACGGAUGAUACGGUUUUUACUAUUCUUCCACUCGCAGAAGAAUACCAGGUGUCAAAGGUUAAAGAGAGAUGUGUACAUUUCAUCACCCAAACACUUCAAAAGGCUAUUAUCAAUGAAAUUCAACGGCCUGAUCUUCACACUCUUUUGAAGUAUAUUUCCUGCGCAGAACUAUAUAACUUGUCCUCUGUUUUACCACUCGCCAUAAUUAUGUGUGCAAAAUACACCAUCAAAUCACUGACAGAAACCUCACUUCAAACUCCUGUUUCCGGGGAGACGCAUGUAAAAAUUUGUACAGAGAGAACAAAGCUUACUGAAACUUUAACAAAAGAGAGAAUAGAAAAAGGUAACAAUAAUUUAUAAUCACUUAUCGCAGUACUCGUAAUAGAACAA
This is a messenger RNA of Magallana angulata, 857 nucleotides long. RefSeq lists its product as uncharacterized. Bases 165 to 827 code for a protein of 220 amino acids. The record is from RefSeq and is a predicted model, not a curated record. The transcript is spliced from 3 exons. Lineage: Eukaryota; Metazoa; Mollusca; Bivalvia; Ostreida; Ostreidae. Gene Ontology annotation, molecular function: protein binding.